AUGGUGUCACUUAAAACCACAGCUCUGCUGGCGCUCACGACAUUAUUCGAAGCCACCAGGGCUGCCUAUGGAAACCAAACUACCUCGUCAACAACUUUAAGCCAAAUAACGCCCACCUCCACGGGUUUCUUAUCAAGCGUUCAAUUGAUAGAUGCCCAGACGGGAACAAAUACGUCGGACGACAAAAACCACUGGUUUCUCAUCGAGGCUGGCGUUUACCUGUCAGCCAAUUUCUCUGAUGAACUCUAUUUGACUGUACCACCAGAAUUCACGAAUUUGCCCUCCGGUCCCUUCGAUUUGAUGGAUGGUUCAAAUGUAGCAGGCUCUGUGACCUACAAUUCCUCUAACGUCUUUACUAUCAUUCCUAGCGUUGCCGGGCAAAAUGACCGCACUGCAACCUUCAACUUUCUAACUAAGCUUUCCUCUAGCGCAGCUGAUGCAAUUACUUCCCCUGGAAACAUUGAUUAUACAUUUGAUGUCUCUAGCGGCAAGCCUUUCGUCCAAACUCUCAAUUUCGCCGCUAGAAGUUCAACGGUCUCAUCAACAAACGCAGGAGUUACUCAAGACAGUCGUAUUUGGUACUCGCUCGAAGUGCCAUUUUCCGAGUAUCCGGGAUCUCUCAACUUUGCUGCUACGUUUUCGGAUGCGGACGCCUUUAAAUUCGACCCUUCGAUGACCAAUGUUCAGAUUGUGACAGCUGUGGAUGGAUUUAACAAUCCAACAAAGGCUGUAAACUUUACAGGUUACACUGAUAACUCAGAUCAGUAUGGUAUUAAUCUUAAUGUGAGCACCCAGAUCAGUGGUGGGAGAGCACUUCUCUUUAAAUUUUUUAGCGAACCUGCAUCGAAGAACUCUGCAGAAAUUGUCGCAACAUUGAGAUAUCCUACGCUCAGUACUUAUAAAAGAGAAAUUUCCAUUAUCUUCGAGGAAAACGUUUAUCUCAUCCCCCAAGCAAAUGUGGGCGAGUUUGGUGAGACAGUCUCUGUGAUGACAGAUUUCCAAUGGUUCUCGACAAUUAGUGCUUCAAACAGCUCAAUGGCUGCCCCAACCAUAAUGCCUACAACCUCAACGAACAGCUCCGGAACGGUCAGCACAACUUUCACUGGUUCCUUGAGUUCUCCUACUACCAUCGCUGCAAACGGGACGAACGCUUCGGCGAACUCAAACAAUACAGUGAUUACAAAAUCUGCAUUGACCAUUAAUGGUUCUCUUACCUACACAGUUGUCACAAAAACUGAUAGCGGAGAGUAUGAUAUUUUCACAAGCUUGAUUCCCGUCGCUACGCUGUCGUCGAGCUCGAGCGGUGCUUUUCCAACCAUUACUAGCUCAAGCGCUGUGAAUAGCUUGGUGAGAACCGAAUCUGGAAGCAAGCUCAUUACAACAACUGAAAACGGCCAAGAAACUGUUUUCACCAGCUGGUUCCCAGUCGCAACACUCACUUCUUCUGCGAACGCAGUAUCUCAAGCAGACACCGGCACGAUACUCACAAACGCUAACCUGCCAACGAGCGGCGUUACAACGAAAUUCUUCACCAGCCAAUAUUUAACUAGCGUCAUUUUCACAACGACAAGUAACGGAAAGGUGAUUGAAUAUACUAGUUGGUACCCUGUCACAACCGAGUGGUCACAAGUUUCGACAAAAACUCCACAAGAUUACACUGCUUCUGACAGAAACGGCCAGGCUAUUACAUCCGUUAAAAGCUCGAGCGAUAUCCCCAUAAAAUCUGCGUCUCAAAUUGACAGAAGUUCCAGUAUUACGACGACAGGACUUCCCACUAAAACUGGACAAGCUGAAACCUCUUCUGGCUCAGCUAGUCAGUCCAGAUCCUUUGCAAUGACUGCAGGAAACGCUGCUGAAAUGUCAACAUUGAUCUCUGGAACCGUGAUCUCAAGAACAAAUGUGCAGACUCCUUCAGUAACAGUUAUUGAGAGCUUGCUUGGAGCCGAGAGUACAGCAGGACUCUUAGCGAGUAUGUCAUCCAUGCCAAGCCCUUCAUCAACAAUCUCGGUGGAUGCAAAUAACAGCAUAGGGACCACCCGUUCGGUUAAAACGUUGACGUCCUCAAGCAUGACUUUCUCGAUUGGGACAGAGAGUGUUUCCACCUAUAAAGCAUUGAUCGGUUCACAGCCAUCAGGUUCCUCAACCCCCGGAAUGAGUUCGAGCGCAAUCUUUUCAGUUUUCGAUGGUUCCGCUAGCCAACUGAAAAGUGGAUUAUUCGUACUCGUGAUGGGAUUUGUGACGUUCUGGCUUUAA
Molecule: messenger RNA, 2253 nt
Organism: Lachancea mirantina
Lineage: Eukaryota; Fungi; Ascomycota; Saccharomycetes; Saccharomycetales; Saccharomycetaceae
Source: the annotation of a GenBank genome assembly